UCUCCACCCCUAUCUUAUGCAUAAACGUUACCCAGCUUCAAAUAUUUCUCACUCGUCCUUCGAUUGAAAACAACCCACUGCAGCGGCGGCAAAAACCACUCACUCACUCUCUCAAUCACUUUUUCACGAUUCCCUUUUCCUCAUCCAUAACUCAUUCAUCAUUUCCCUUCCAAUCCGUACUACUACUUGACCCUGUGGCAUGUGCUUUAGUUCUGCGUUCUUGAGAUUACGGUUGCAUGCUCUGCUUAUAAACAUUCAAAAUUGUUUGCAACAACUGGACAAAGAAGCAAUGAAUGGCAACAACACUAAGCUAGGCUGAAAUGUUUUUCGAUGAGAAGACUCUGUAUCAAUUAAUAUCUUAUUCCUAUUUCCUUUUGGUUCGGGUAUACGUGUUAGUCUUUUCACUUUCAAAUGCUCAUCUGUACAUAUUAUUUUAUAGAUCAUUGAAGCAUACAGCUGUAGCAACAUGUGGUCAAGCAUUAAUUAAGCAAGAAAAACUAUUUAAAAAAAUGCUGUCUACUAGUGCUGCUGCUCAGCUUCCCAGUUGCUCGUACCGCAUUCCCAGCCAUCUUAAUGUCCAUCAUCAUACCCGACAAAAGAGAAAACUCACCACUCUAUCACUUGCCAAUGCAGAUAACCAAAUCCCUCUCAGAAACUUCUACGGUCCAAGUCUUCCUCAGACAUACAGUUGCUGCAACGGGAUAGAAAGCAAUUACAGUUCUAGUUACAAUUCCAAUUCAAAUCAGGACGACAGACACCUAUUCCUUAUUAAAUUCUUCUCACUUGCUGACUCAGAAGAUACCGGUAAUCAAAAUCCAGAAUCCAGAAACCAUAGUCAACAUCAAGUAGACAGACAAAGGGAAUUCAAGGAAAGCGACAAACAAAGUGCACUUUUCACUAAGAUGUGGUGGGCAGAUUUGAAAGCGGCAUUCGGCCAAAGCAUCAACUUUGAGGGCAUUCUUUGUUCAACUAUGGUGAUCUUAAAAGACCCACAUUUGGCUGUGCCCCAUAUUUCAGUUCGUGAUAUAAGAUACAUUGACUGGGCUGCUCUACGUAGAAAGGGAUUUAAGGGUGUUGUCUUUGACAAAGAUAAUACUAUUACAGCACCCUACUCUUUAAUGCUGUGGCCUCUGCUCGAGUCUUCACUGGAAAGUUGUAAAUCAGAGUUCGGUCCAGAUAUUGCUGUAUUCAGUAACUCAGCUGGACUUCGCGAGUAUGACCAUGAUGGUUCAAAAGCUAGGAAUCUUGAGAGUGCAAUUGGAAUUAAAGUCAUCAGACACAGAGUGAAAAAGCCAGGUGGCACAGCUGAAGAAGUUGAAAAGCAUUUUGGCUGUGAUUCAUCACAGUUAAUCAUGGUGGGUGAUCGUCCCUUCACUGACAUUGUUUAUGGCAAUCGAAAUGGAUUUCUUACUAUUUUGACAGAGCCAUUGAGUCUUUCCGAGGAGCCAUUUAUUGUUAAGCAGGUGAGGAAGCUAGAAACUACAUUUGUAAAUUACUGGUCUAGAAAAGGAUUGAAGCCCCCUGAGCAGAAGCUAUUGCCAGAUCCCAGACAUUGUGUCAAAGAGCCACGUCCUUGAUAGACUUGUCUCCAAAAGACACUAAUUUUUUGGGUUAUCAAAAUGCAGCCCUUUAGUAAUGCAUACAAGUGAAUUUUUGUUAAAUUAUUUAGUUUUUUUUUCCCUUUACAAAACUGGUAAUGUAUCCCUCACCUUCCAACCUGUCUUUUUGGUAAGUUAAGGUAUCUCCUCUUACUUAAUCCGUGUUUCCUUAAGAUGCAGGUAUAAGAAAUAUCAGGAAAUUAGUUUUUGAAUGUACAAUAUAAUUUAUUUAUUUUUUAAAUUUUA
Molecule: messenger RNA, 1844 nt
Organism: Vicia villosa (hairy vetch)
Lineage: Eukaryota; Viridiplantae; Streptophyta; Magnoliopsida; Fabales; Fabaceae
Product: phosphatidylglycerophosphate phosphatase 1, chloroplastic/mitochondrial-like
Exons: 7
Coding region: 321-1577 (418 amino acids)
Molecular function (GO): phosphatidylglycerophosphatase activity
Source: RefSeq, a predicted model, not a curated record